AUGUUGACCUUAGAAUUAGGCGCUGACCUUUGCAAUAUGUUUUUAUCGCAAUUUUUGUUAUUCCCAAUCUAUUACAUCAAUCGCUAUGUAUGUAUCUUUAUUAUGCAUCUUCGAUUGGUUUGUUGUUGUCUUAAAUCUUAUGGUAUCCUAAAUUUGUCAAAAUUCGCAACAAAUAUUGUAGAAAUGAGUGCUGCUAUCGCUUUAUUAGUGCCCCAAAGCGAUAUAGAGGAUGAAGUGAACUCGCUCGCACGAUGCCCACCUUAUCGAUAUUUAAAAGUUCGUAUCUUCGAUAUUUCUGAUCUUCCUUAUCAAGUUAGAGACGAUUUUCCUGGAAUGGUUGGUUCGAGAUGUUUUGAUAAUGAGAUAGCGGGUUUAAUGGACGGUAACCGAGGUGAUCAGCCGACGUUAAAGAGGUUUUCAAGGUAUAAUCAGUCGAUGUAUUCGCCUUCUUCAAUUUGCGUAUUUGAGCCAAGCUCAUCUUCACCAUCAUUCUCAUCACCAUCGCAAGCCAAACAUUCUCAAACUUGUUCGAAAAACGGAAAAUUCAAAGCUGGAAUGUUCAGUGGACAUUGGACACUUCGAGACAAAAAAGAAAUACGGCCGUCUAUACGUGAUAUUUCUGUUUUGUCAGUUGGGAAGAUGAAUUCGGAUGGUACAAUACAUACAAAUACAAAUAAGGAAUCUCAAAUACCAAAUUGCCGUAAUACUUGUAGUAAAAGCUGGAAUAUGACAAUGCGAGCGGCUCGUCCUAAAGAACCAUUUGAGUCAAAUUUCAACGAUGAAACUUUAAAAAAAACAUCGAAAAUUGUUUCGAAAAGAUUCUCCAAUCAAGGUUCAUACGCAAACGAAUAUUUUAAGCGUCGUGAACGUAUUAUUCCUAUUGAAGUUCAAGAAAAUCGAAAGCAAUUCGAUUUGCAAGGUAUGCUUGCUUAA
This is a messenger RNA of Dracunculus medinensis (Guinea worm), 933 nucleotides long. The record is from the annotation of a GenBank genome assembly. Lineage: Eukaryota; Metazoa; Nematoda; Chromadorea; Rhabditida; Dracunculidae.